AUCUUCUAUUAAAAAAAGCCAGGUUAGUAAGCAAAGUGGUUUUUUCCCGGACACGUGUGUAGGGAGGACUGUGUCCUGGUUUGGCCUCCCUCAGGAUGCUCUUUGGAGACUGGCAUGAGGCCUGGGAGAGCUGGGAGGGGGUUUGGGAGGUGCUAGCUCUCACUUUAAGGUAUCCAAACAUGACCACCCUGGAGACAGAAAAUCUGGGAAGCUGCAGGGCUUGGAGCAAGGAGGUGCAGGGGUCAGACCUGCCUGUCCCUAGGGAUUCUAGCCAAGGGAGAUGUGUGGUUUUCCUGCUCUGGUGAACUGGUACAUUUAAGCAACAUUUUGGUGCCUGGAUUUUGGAAGUGGUGGGAGAGCUUGAAGGCUCCUCCAGCUGGUGAUGGAGCCCUGAGACCCCGGUGCCUUCAGCUCUGCCCCUUCCGCUGCCGUGUCCUCACCUGUGCCCUCUCCCUGUGCCUCAGGUCGGCGGUGAUGUGUCCAUCCCUGCGCCCCGAGCGCCGCGCUCCCAAAGCCGCUUCCAGCUAGAUCCAAGGCCGCCCGCUGCCAUGGAAACGGGCAGCCCGGAGGAGCGGGACGGAGCGGACCAGCGGCGGCAGGAGGGCGGGGACGCCCCUCCCGACAGCGCCAACGGCUCCGUGGUGGCAGCGGAGCCGCAGCAGCCGCCCCCCGGCAAGCUGAGGAAAACGGCCUUCAAGCUGUUCGGGGGCAAGCGGAGCAUCUGCACCCUGCCCAGCUUCUUCGGCGGCCGCGGCAAGAAGGGGCUCAGCAAGUGCAAGACCCACGACGGGCUGAGCAGCGCUGCCUGUGACAGGGGCGGUGCGACACGGCCGGACAGCCCCUCGGAGGGCGGCAGGGAUGGGCAGCCCGGCCCUCUGCCCGGCUCCCGCAGCGCCCAGCUGGCCGUGGACACCAGCACCAGGGGGGAUUUGGGCCAGCAGGAUGGCUCUCCCCCCGGGAGUAUCGAGGGGUGUGACAAAAAGCCCAACGGGGAGAAAUCCUCUGUCCCUAGACCCAAGAAAGGGCUGAAAGGGUUUUUCAACAGCAUCCGACGCCACCGGAAGAGCAAGGCUGCCGAGAGUGAGAAGGCAGAGCUCCCCGAGUGGAAUGGGGACACGGAGGAGGCUGGGAAUGCUCCUGGAGUGGCAGUGGAGAGCCGAGGGGCCGUGGAGGGCAGAGAACCAGGGCCAGUCCCUGAGGCCACGGCUGGCCCAGGGGACUCAGGGGGUGACUCCAGCUGUGGGGAGGCCACCGAGCCCACGGGCUCCGCAGCUGAUGGAGGCACCUCUGAGGGUGACACGAUGGCCGUGCCAGGGAACGGGGACGUUCCAGAUACAAAAUUAGAGGCUGAGGCUGCUGCCUGCACUGAGUUUGACCAUGAGAGUUUGCUGCUGGCCUUCCACCCUGACUUCAUGGACAGUGAGCCUCCCUGCCUGCACUCUGGGGACUUGCUGAGCCUCAUGCUGGGGGACGUCACCUCCCUGAAGAGCUUCGACUCGCUGACGGGCUGCGGGGACGACAUCGCCGAGCCCGAUAUCGCCGAGAGCAGCAUCUCGGUGGAGCGCAGCCGCGACGCCGCCAAACGCAGCUCCUGCCUCGUCACCUACCAGGGCGGCGGCGAGGAGAUGGCCAUCCCUGAGGAGGCUGAGGAGUACCUGCACCAGGUGUGGGACAGCGGCGUGCCGGGGGACAGGAGCUACGGGGCCCAGGUGUCCAGCAGCAGCCUGGAGACACACGCCUCUCACGAGGCUGACGCCCACCCCUACAUGGGGGAUGCCAUGGAUGGUGUUGACCUCCUGACGCCCCAGAGUGACCAGCAGGAGUCUGCCCCAAACAGUGACGAAGGGUAUUAUGAUUCUACCACGCCAGGGCCAGAGGAUGAGACUGGAGAGGAGCUCAAGAAGGACAGACUGCCCCGGGACAGCUACAGCGGCGAUGCACUUUACGAGUUUGACACCCUGAUGAGCCCCUCUCAUGGGGAGGAAUCCCUGUUCGAGGGCAAAAUCCCACGCCAGGGCAUCUUCAGCUACUUCAUGGACUUCUGCCUCCCUGCGGAGAAGAGCCUGAUCCAGCAGAUGAUGGAUCAGAAAAGAGGGCUGAUGGAAACUGAAGAAGAGGGGAUUGCAGCCAUUCAGAAAGAGCUGCUGUACUGGGAGCUGCAGAGGGAACCGGUCCUGAAAUGCUUGGAUGUCUCCAGCAAGGAGAAGUGUCCCCGGGAAAAGCAGUGCAAUGAAUGUAAAACCAGAGCAGCCAGCUCCAUUGGCAAGAGUCAGAGUUGCCUUGGGAGUGAGCAAGUGGCCUCGCACACCCCAAGCCGGGCUGUCAAUGGUGGGGUUGCAGUGGCUAGGGCUGAAAAUCCAGAGUGGAGGGAUUUUCCAGGUACUCUGUGUCUGGAAAACUGUUACAACAGCCAAAAAGCCCCCGGAAGUUGCCUUAUUCAGCUCACAAAGAACAACCCGGGGUUCGAUGCAGACCUGGACUGUGGGAUGUUUGGGGACUCCAUCCACGGCAGUGUGGCCCCAGCCAAGGCAGGGAUGUUCCCUGGGUUCAGGCUGCCGGAGCAGGAGCACGGCGGCGGAGCAGAUCCCACCCCCGGUGAGCCCCAGGUGGGCAGCGAGCCCGAGCAUGCUGUGAGCUUCUCGCAGGCUCUUGUGGAGUUCGCCAGCAGUGGGACCCUCUUCUCCAGCCUCUCUGAGAGCCUGGGGAGCUCGGCCUCCAGCUCGUCCUUCACCCAGAACCUCCCUGCCCUCCCCACCAUGGUCACCUUCGACGUGGUGGACGUGGAGCAGGACGGGGAAGGGGAGUGUGAGCAGCACGCGGAACUGACCGCGGGCGAGGACAUCGCCGAGGCCUUUGAUGAUGGCUAUGGACAGAAAGAGUCGUUGGCUGAAUGUGACGAGAGAAUGUCCCUGGGCUUCUCCCCGGGCUCCUUCCAGAGCUGCAACUGGGGGGUGGCCAGCCUGCCCCGCCACCUGCGCCUGCACGGGCUGAGCCCCUCCAUGCCCGCGCCACUCUCCGUGGACCGCAGGAGCCGCUCGCUGGACACGGAGAGCCUGGAGUUCGAGCUGGCCGAGCCGCAGGGGGCCCGGAGUGGCCCCCAGCCCUGCCGGCUCUGGGCCAGGCACGAAGCUGGCAGGAAGGACUCUGCUGGAGCCAGGAGGAGCAGGAGCAAGGAGGAGGGUGAGCUGGUGGCUCCCGAGGGCGGCUUGAGCUGGCCGGGCCUGCAGCACCUCCAGCACGGCACCGACACGGCUCCCGGCGGGAUGGAGCUCUGGGACUUCGCUCCGGCUGGCGCUGUUGAGAGCGUCUGGGAGCCAUCGGAGCUGCCAGACACCGUGACCCCUUUCCUGCCUCUCUCCCGGGGUGGCAUCGGGGAGGCUCCGGAGAGGCGGCCCCAGGAGCCAGAGCUGAGCAGGCACCCGCUCCGGCCCUCCAACCUCCCGCUGCAGCCCGAGGCAAGGCGGGCCCGGGAGGCGGCCGGCUCCUUCCGGUACCACGCGGAUGUCCCCAGGCUGUCCCGCUUGUUACCCCUGGGAGAAGCGGAGCUGCCCCCGAGCUUGGGCUUCGCCUGCUCCCCGGAGCACCGUGCCAGGGGCAAACCUGUGGGCAUUGCCCAGGGCGUGCCGCAGCAUCCCGGGAACGGCAGCAGGGACGCCGAGAGCCCAGAGCGCUGCGCCGAGCCCCUCAAGGGCAGGGCCACCCCGGGGCAUGGCGCCUGCCGUGGCACCGUGUGCAGUGUCACUGACGCUGAGUAGCUGCAGGAAUGUCACCGUGUCACCCGGCUGGGGGGGUGCAGGAAUGUCACCGUGUCACCCCGCUGGGGGGCUGCAGGAAUGUCACCGUGUCACCCGGCUGGGGGGCUGCAGGAACGUCACCGUGUAACCUAGGCAAGGCUAUCUGCAAGAAUGUCACUGUCACCAAGCCAGAAGGCUGCAGGAAUGUCACCAUGUCACCAUGCUGAGGCUGCUCUGGGCAGGGCUGAAAGGGGAGCAAAGGGAGGGAGAAAACAGGGAGCAGUUUGGGGAGGACUUGAGUUUGAGCUGGGCUGAUGCUCCUCUCCCACAGCCAUCCGUGGCCUUGCCCCUGUGGAUGCUCCGGAGGCAGCUUGGAGCUGCCUCCAGGAUUCCUUCAUCACCACUGAGGCACUUUCUGGUUUUCCAGCCCUCUCCAACACCAAGUGCAGCAGCAGCCCCUGGCAGAAGCUGGGGAUGGACCCGUUGCUGGUGUGGCAGGUUGGGGUUUGUGCAGGGCUGGGACUGGGGGAACAGGCCUUGGGCAGAGUUUUGAGGGAAAUUGGGCUGUUUUCCUCUUCUGGGUGAAAUGUUUUGGUUCAGACUCACUUUGAAUGUCUUCCAGCCCGGGCUCAGUGUGGGGAGCUGGGAGGAAGGAUGCUGCUUGUUCCAGAGUAAGGAUGGGGCAGGGCAGCUGGAAAGGGGAACUUUGCAGCAACGUUUUUAUUUAUUUGAUUUGUCCUUGCCCCAAAGGAAAGCAGGAGCUUUUGUGUGCGUGCUGAUAAUGUUCUCCAGGUCUAGUUUCAGUUUGCUCAGAGAAAUGUGCUGUCCAUGGUGUCCCUUUGAAGAACAAAGUGUUGGUCCCUUCUUUGUUGUGGUCUGUCUUCACGGUGCAGAAUUCCUGGUGGAAACCUUUCCUGUGCUUUGUCCUGGGCUCCUGGCCUCUCCAGGGCCAUGGGGACAGGGAUGAGGCCUUUGAAAUAAGCUAAAUUUGCAUCAUGCCUGUAGCUGUGAAGUGGCAGAUGAUGUUACUUUCUCAAAAGGAAGCUUUGUGGCUUUUAAAUUUAAUUUUAUUAUUUUAAGGUUGUUUUCUUUGCAUAAACCCACAGGAGGAAAGUUUUGUGAUCCUUGGAAUUUGGGAUGGGCCACAGCUACGUUGGGCUUCACUCCUCCUGUCUGGAGGGAACAAAAAACCUGGAAGCUGCAGGAGGUUUGGGAUUUUAUGUCUCUUUGAAGGAACAUGGAGGAGGGACACAGGCUGAGGGCACAGACUUUGUCCUGUGAGCUCCUGUGACAUCUGUCCCAGGCUCCUGGUUCCCUCUGUGAUCCCAAACCCCCUCUGCUUUGGUCCAAACCCCCAGCCCAUGACACAAAGCUGCUUCCCUCUGCUGUCCAAGCUCUGUGUUCUGAGUUAAUUCCAUUACCAGUAAUUUUUGUUUUCCCCCACCUCAUUGCCCUUUCUCAGUUUUUCUUUGCAGCAGAGUUUGUAGCAUUCAAAAAAACAAAAAUCCCAAUGUGGAAUUUUGGAGUUUUGCCACAUUUGUGGAGUGAGGGAUGGCUCUGCUUGGGCCAGACUCGAUUUUCCUGCUGAGGCCUGCCCUGCUGGGUCACCCUCCUGCUGCUCUCCUGCUCCACAUGGAUGUGGCUCCAUCAGCUGCUCCCUGCCAUCCCUGGAUUUCCAGGCACAAGGAGCUGGUUUGGGUUUGAUGGGUUUUUCUCCCCCAAGCAAAAUGAGGUCUUCAUAUUCCUUUUGAGAAAAGGUUCCUUCUGCCCUGUCCUUGGAUGUCUGGGAAGGAGCAGGGAAAGGCAGGGCCAGGCUUGGUUCAGCCUCUGUGUGCGAUGUGAUUUUCCUGCCGAGGCAGAGCAGAUCCAUCUGUGCAUCCAUGGGCUCAAACUUGAAUUUUUCCAUAUUUUCCUGCCAGCCCUGCUGCAGGGAGUUCUACAGGAACCUGCUGUGCCAUGGUUCUUUUCCCUCAUCCCUCUGGGACACCAGAGAGGAUUUCCUGGGACACACCUGGCUCUUGGUGCCACUGCCACACCCAGAGAGGACAAUGUGGUGAGCCAGGGGAAGGUGCCCUCGCUGGGGGUUAUCUCCCCUCGUUAGCACAGCUGCUAAUGAACAUGGGAUGUCCCUCCCUGGAGCAGGGACAGGGCCAGCUCUGUGCCCAUCUCACCCCACUCCCACGGGCACACCCUGUUGGGGACACCACAGGGACUUUGUCACCCCCUCAUGCCCCUGGCUGGGUUUAAUCCCUGUUUUCUUUCCUUUCAGCGUCUCACCAAAGGCAUCUCGGGGGUUCCAGGCUCUGGAGCUUUGUUCAGCCAAAGUCCUGCUGAGGGCUGGGAAUGUCUUGGUGCUAAAUGAAUGUUCCAAGGUGUCACUAGGAUCCUGGGGUUGGGUGUAGGUACGAGGUGGGGAGGUUCAGUGGGAGCAAUACAGCCAAGGUUUGCUAAUCUGACUUUAUACCAAAGGUUUCUCCUCUUAAUUCGAUGGGAAUUCAAUGAGGCAAAUAUCUCUGGAAUUCAAAUGAGUUUUCCUAAUGCAGUUUAGUCACUAAUUUGCUGCAUUAUUGGCAGAUUCUGCCCCAUUAACCCAAAGAAAUUGGAAUUUCUAGUGCAGUAAUUCAGCCUGUAAAUGAUCACUGCAGUAGGGAUUGGAUUUCACUGCCUGCUGAGCCAUGCUUCCCAAAAAACCCCACUUGGGAUCCAUGGGAACAAAGCUGGGCUGGAGCUGGGUCAGUCCAACACUGCCUUACCCGAGGAGCUCACAUUUGGGGAUGGUCACUGAGGCUUCUUAUGCAAAAGGGCUUCCCAACCAGAAACCAGUCAGAAAAGUCAGGAACAGCAGGAUGUUUAGGAUAUUUAGGAAAAACUUGAGGAAUUCACCUGUUCCUUGCAGGGAAGUGAGGGACUGUGGCUGUGAAGCUGUGAUGGAACCACUGCCAUUGGGGUCAGCCUGCUAAGAGGUUCUGUGUUGCAUUCUGGGGACUUGGGGGUUUUCUUUCAUUUGGUUGUUUUUAUACACAUAAGGAAAUGGUUUAUUUUCUCUAUUUUUGUAUAGUUUUGCAUUUUAUAGUCAUGGGGAAAUUUUACAGACUGUUCUUUUAUUCGUGUGUCUUGUCUUUCCAAGUGGCGUGGUUUGCUUUUCUCAUGGAUAAAAGGCCAUUCCUGCUGCUGCCGUGCCCAGAUCCCACCCUGCUCCCUGGGAAUGUGCUGGGGGCUCUUCCCAGCCCCCCAGCCCCUCACAAACACACUUUGCACACACUUGAGACAUCCUUAACCCUCCUCUGUCGCACUCAGCUGUCUGCCUUUCAGUGUUGUUUUUAAUCUGAAUGUGUGGAUUUUGGUGAUUUCUCCCUUCAAGUGUUGUAAAAAGCCCACAGCUUUCAGCUGAGGCUUUUCCUGCUGUCUGCUGAUGUUAUUUUAUCUCACACUGGGGCUUUUCUUCAAUCCCUGUGCAGGAGAUGCUGUUGGCUGGUGCAUGGAAAUGCUCUUGGACAGGUUUCCUCUCCCCUUGGUGCUCCCUGGCUGGGCUGGGAUUUCGCCCUGGUGCCUGAGGAUUGCUCCUUAAAUAAUCCUGGGAUUACCAGGGCUCCCCACCUUCUCCUCAUUCCCUUCUCCAGGGAGCUCCAGCCCUGUGCUCUGCAUCACUAAAACAUCUCCCUGGAUUGACACUGCCUUGAACUUCAGGAUCAGAGGAGAGGAGAGCUUCUGGAAUGCUAAAAUCCAGCCCAAAGCAGAUUUUUCUCCCUUUUUCCCCCAGCAGCGGUGGCAAUUGUCACUGAUUUGGCUCUGCAGAGAUUUUUUUUUUUUUUUUUUGUCUUCUACUUAAUAAUUUGUCACCUAAUGGUGCUUUUAAAAGUUUCUCUGGAUUGGGUUUGCCCCAUUCCCCACAGGGAGGGACGGGAAGGUUUUUCACUGAACAUUCCUGGGGCACUCAGACCCACCUUCCACAUUCCCUCUGCCCUGGAAUUCUGGGCUUCCUCCUCUCCAGCUGGGGCCUCCUGCUCAUCUCACCCACACUGAGUCACCCCAAAGCUCCAUUUGGGUGAAGUGAGAAAUUCAGAUCCCAAAAAGCCUCUCAGCUGUAAGGAAAUAAUGAAUUAGCCCUUGUCCUUGGCUGCCCCACCCUGCUGCCAGGCUGGCAGCUCCUCCCGGGUGACCAACCUGGCUGAAUUUGGGGUUUUUUUGUUUCCUUCCUGGUCUCAUUGCUACUAGUCCUUUCAAGUUUUUAAUGUAUUGAUUGUGUUUUAAAAUGAAUGUUCCUUUCACUGAAUUCUAAUGAAUAAAGUGCAGAUUUUUAGAGAA
This is a messenger RNA of Pyrgilauda ruficollis (rufous-necked snowfinch), 8039 nucleotides long. It is a transcript of the gene AMER1, whose product is annotated as APC membrane recruitment protein 1. The record is from RefSeq and is a predicted model, not a curated record. Gene Ontology annotation, biological process: regulation of canonical Wnt signaling pathway. Gene Ontology annotation, molecular function: phosphatidylinositol-4,5-bisphosphate binding; beta-catenin binding. Bases 549 to 3755 code for a protein of 1068 amino acids. NCBI's taxonomy places the organism in Eukaryota, Metazoa, Chordata, Aves, Passeriformes, Passeridae. Gene Ontology annotation, cellular component: plasma membrane. The transcript has a single exon.